GGCGUGGCCAGUGGUGGGCAGUUCCUGCGUCUGCGCGAAGAUGGUGGAGGAGGAGAGCGUCCGCGUGGUGCAUUGUGGAGGCAGCGAGUUGAACUUUAGGAGAGCAGUGUUCUCUGCAGACUCUAAGUAUAUCUUUUGUGUGUCUGGGGACUUUGUAAAAGUUUAUAGCACAACUACAGAAGAGUGUGUGCACAUUCUGCAGGGACACAGAGACCUGGUGACUGGAAUCCAGCUCAACCCCAGCAACUAUCUGCAGCUGUAUUCUUGUUCCUUGGAUGGCACAAUUAAAUUAUGGGACUAUCUGGAUGGCAUUUUGAUAAAGACUUUCCUUGUUGGACAUAAACUUCACGCCCUCUUUACUGUCGCCCAUGCUGAGGAUUCUGUCUUUGUUACAAUAAACAAAGAAGAACCAGAUAUAUUUCAGCUGGUUUUGGUGAAACUACCAAAAUUCCCAAGCCAGGAAAUAGAAGCUAAGGAACUGUCUUUUGUUUUGGAUUACAUAAACCAGUCUCCCAAGUGCAUUGCCUUUGGACGUGAGGGAGAAUAUGUUGCUGCAGUACGGGACUUUUACUUGUCUGUUUAUUUUUUCAAAAAGAAAACAACAUCUAGGUAUACUUUAUCAUCAUCAAAAAAUAAGAAACAUGCCAAGAACAGUUUUACAUGUGUAGCCUGCCACCCAAAGGAAGACUGCAUAGCAUCUGGUCACAUGGAUGGCAAAAUCCGUCUUUGGAGGAAUUUUGAUGAUGACAAGAAAUACACUUAUACAUGUUUACAUUGGCACCAUGAUUUGGUUAUGGAUUUGGCUUUUUCAGUGACGGGCGCCAGCCUGCUGAGCGGCGGGCGGGAGUGUGUGCUCGUGGAGUGGCGCGACGCGGCGGAGAAGAACAAGGAGUUCCUGCCGCGACUGGGAGCCUCUGUGGAGCACAUCUCAGUAUCUCCCGCCGGAGACUUGUUCUGCACCUCUCACUCUGAUAACAAGAUAAUGGUUAUUCACCGAAACCUUGACACAUCGGCAGUAAUUCAAGGUCUCGUUAAAGAUAGAAGUAUCUUGACUGGUUUGAUGAUCGAUCCAAAAACAAAAGCUUUAGUUUUAAAUGGAAAACCUGGUCACCUGCAGUUUUAUUCUCUCCAGAGUGAUAAGCAAUUAUACAAUUUAGAUAUUGUUCAGCAAGAAUAUAUCAAUGAUUCCGACUUGAUCCAAAUUGAGCUAACAAAGGCUGCAUUUGGCUGUUUUGGGAACUGGCUGGCAACAGUGGAGCAACGGGAAGAAAAGGAAACUGAGCUUGAAUUGCAAAUGAAACUGUGGAAGUACAAUAAGAAAACACAAGGGUUUGUCCUUAACACAAAGAUUAGCAUGCCACAUGACGACCACAUCACAGCUCUCUGUUUCUGUAAUGCAGAAAGAUCUGAAACCCCCACCUUGGUUACAGCUAGCAAAGAUGGUCACUUCAAAGUGUGGAUAUUAACAGAUGAUUCUGAUAUAUACAAAAACGCUGUUGGCUGGACCUGUGACUUUGUUGGUAGCUAUCACAAGUACCAGGCGACUGGCUGUUGUUUCUCUGAAGAUGGCUCUUUACUAGCAGUUAGUUUUGAGGAAAUAGUUACCAUAUGGGAUUCAGAAACCUGGGAACUUAAGUGUACAUUUUGCCAAAGAGCUGGGAAAAUAAGGCAUCUUUGCUUCGGGAGAUUAACGUGCUCCAAGUAUCUUCUGGGUGAUACUGAAAAUGGCAUUCUCUGCUGCUGGAAUCUGCUCAGUUGUGCAUUGGAAUGGAGUGCGAAGUUAAAUGUUAGAGUUAUGGAACCUGAUCCACAUUCAGAGAAUGUCGCUGCUGUCUCUUGGUCUUCAGGGGGUUCAGACUUGUUUGUAUUUAAACCUAGUGAGCCAAGACCAUUGUAUAUUCAGAAGAAUAUCACCAGAGAAGAAGUCCAGUGGGGAGUGUUUGUUCCCCGAGAUGUCCCUGACUCAUUCACCUCAGAAGCUUACCAGUGGCUAAAUAGAUCCCAGUUUUACUUCCUAACAAAAUCACAGAGCUUAUUGACCUUCAGUACAAAGUCUGCAGAAGAGAAGCUCACACCAACUAGCAAACAGCUGCUAGCAGAAGAAAGUCUUCCAACAACCCCAUUUUAUUUCAUACUGGGAAAGCACAGGCAACAAGAGGAUAAAAAACUAAAUGAAGCUCUAGAGAGCGAACUGGUACAGCUACCUUUAACAGAGAACAUACCUGCGAUCAAUGAGCUGCUUCACACGCCAGCCCACGUGCUGCCCUCUGCCUCUUUCCUCUGCUCCCUGUUCGUGAAUUCCUUGUUGCUGUCUGAAGAGACCAGAAGUGCUGAGGAAAUUCCUGAUGAUGUCAGUAUGGAAGAAAAGGAAAGUGAUGAUUCAGACGAAGAGAACAAUGUUACUGAACAUGUCCAGGAUACACAGAGCGCAGCUUUGGAAGAAGACAUUGUAUAUCAGUUGUCAAAAUCCGAAGAAAAAGAACUGAGAAAAUUCAGGAAAGUAGACUACAGCUGGAUUGCUGCACUUUAGGCCUUGGGGACGGCGUGGGGUGAGGAGUCUUGCACCUUGUGUUUUUGAUUGUUGGUACCCAAAAAUAUUUUUCAGUGUUAUUUCUGUUCUCAAAAUAUUAAAUGUUCACCAAAAAACUAGUAAUACACUGCUUUGUGUGCUGAUCAGUUAGUUGCCAUUGUCUAUGCUGUCUGUUACUUUGAAUUGUAUCAGGCUGGUAAAGUCGGUGAUGGCGCAGAAGGGAGACUGAGCUCACGCAGUGCAUGUCCCUUUAUUCACAGGUCGGAGAUGUGAAAAUUGUGAAAAUCAAAAGCUUAGCUGAUGUUAACCUUGUAACCGAAAUGCAUUUGGUAGCCAGAGAUGACCUGAGCUGGUGGGAGGGGCUUUGGACCUGAUUCAUUCCUGUUAAUAGAAUUAUCCCAAGUGAAAUUCAGAGGUAAUUUGAUUCUGUUUGUUCCACCAACCAUACUAAAGAUAUUAUGGGCUGCUCUAAAAUCUCACAAUUGCAAAUUCAAAUCAUCUGGCCCAUGUUUCCCCUCGCUAAGUGGAAAACAAUCCAAGUGCCCUUUUUAAUGUUAUAGUGGUAUAAAGUUGCUACAUCUAAACUACUUAGCAUUUUACAUUUUCCAGUUCCCUGAUAAGAAUUUUGUAAAAUUUAUAUGAAAAUGUUAACAUAAAAACAGUAAAGCACACGAGUCCCAAGAGUACACCUCAAUGAGUGUUCACAAGACUGCUGCAAGUGGCUUUCAGCAGUGUGUGCUGAAGACCGAAUACCCCCCCACCCCACCCCUGCCACCUACCUGUUAAAAUCCAGUCUCCGCUCUGCUGGGAUUUGGAAGUAGGGCCUUGGGUGAGGGUUAGUUGUAAAGAUGGAACCUUCAUGAACAGGGUCUGCAGAACUCCUCCACCUCUUAUGUGGGCCACAGCAAAAACAACCACCUCUGAACCAGGAAGACAGCUCUCUCUGGGUGACAAAAGUGGUACCUUCCUGUUGGGUUUCUAGCAUUCAGAAGCUUCUAAGCCACCCAGCAUAUGGUGUUUUGUUAAAAGCAGCCCAAAUGGACUGAGUGUUUGCAUUAAUGAGUAAGGUCUGUAUUUUUUUUAAUGUAGCAGCUCAUAAAUUAUAUAAUUCAUAUAUUUCAAGUAGACAAUUCGGUGGUUUUUAGUGUCAGAAUUGUACAUCAUUGCUGCAGUCAAUUUCAGGAUAGUUUCACUGCACCAGAACUGCCUGUUUCCCUCAGCCUCCCCACCCAAACCCCUAAGGAAACAACUAAUGUUUGUCUCUGCCUUUGCCACCUCAGUACAAGUCAUAUAAAUGGAAUUACACAUCACAUGGUCUUUUGGAACUUGCUCCUUUCACUUCCCGUCCAUGUCAUGUGCUACAUUCCUACUUACUGUCUUCAUGUCUCCUGGGUGUAUACCUCAGUGAAAUCACUAUCAUUUGGUAUCUCGCAGUUUAACCUUUUUCAGAACUACCAGAGUUAGAGCAGCUGUCCUGUUUCAUAUUUACAUGAUGGCAUAGAAAUUGCCCCGUUGCCUGACCUGUUAAAUGUAGAACCCUUUGAAAAGAUUUGGUUAUUUUUGCUGUUUCAAGUCCUUUUAAUCAGUUUUAAGUUAAAAUG
This is a messenger RNA of Fukomys damarensis (Damara mole-rat), 4131 nucleotides long. RefSeq names its product WD repeat domain 75 (gene Wdr75). Gene Ontology annotation, cellular component: nucleolus. NCBI's taxonomy places the organism in Eukaryota, Metazoa, Chordata, Mammalia, Rodentia, Bathyergidae. The transcript is spliced from 21 exons. Gene Ontology annotation, molecular function: protein binding; RNA binding. Gene Ontology annotation, biological process: positive regulation of transcription by RNA polymerase I; positive regulation of rRNA processing. The record is from RefSeq and is a predicted model, not a curated record. Bases 41 to 2530 code for a protein of 829 amino acids.